UUUUUGUUUUUCCGGGAAGUGUGGUGGGAGGAGAUGACGCAUCGCCUCAGGAGGGGGAAACGUUGAGAAGUGACGCGCAGCAGAUGGCUGCUGGAGAGAACAGUGGCAGGCCUCCAUGCCUCAACUUCGCUGGUCCGGGUCCUCUGGGAAACAGCCAACCCAGCAACAGCGUUUUCUCUAUGCCGGCUUCCAAUGGCGGCGCGGUGGGUUCGUCUGGCGGGGCCCAGGGAGCUGCUCGGCGUUCCAACCCGCAGCUGGGGCCUGGCGGUGUAGACGGCAACGAAGUUCUGACCUCCGGAGCGCCACCGACAGCCCAGAGCUCUCUUCAGCCACCGAACGCGGCGAGUGCAGCGGCCGCCCGAGCCAUGGCCACCCCGGCAUCCAACAUGGCAACAAUCGCGCCGUCGAACGCGACCCCGGCGGCGGCACCCGCCGCCACUCCGGCUGCCGCGUCCGUGUUGGUGUACCGAGAGCCGGUGUAUAACUGGCAGGCGACAAAGAGCACCGUGAAGGAGAGGUUUGCGUUUCUGUUCAACAACGAAGUACUCAGCGACGUCCACUUCUUGGUGGGCAAAGGAAUGGGGGUUCAGAGGAUACCUGCGCACAGGUUUGUCCUGGCCGUUGGAAGCGCCGUGUUUGAUGCCAUGUUCAACGGCGGAAUGGCGACGACAUCAACGGAAAUCGAGCUCCCUGACGUGGAACCAGCCGCCUUUUUGGCGCUGCUGAAGUUUCUGUACUCGGAUGAAGUUCAGAUCGGGCCUGAGACCGUGAUGACCACACUCUAUACCGCCAAAAAGUACGCCGUCCCAGCCCUGGAGGCACACUGUGUGGAGUUCCUCAAGAAGAACCUGAGAGCGGACAAUGCUUUCAUGCUGCUCACACAAGCACGUUUAUUUGAUGAGCCUCAGCUUGCCAGCCUCUGUCUAGAAAACAUCGAUAAGAACACAGGAGAUGCUCUCGCUGCUGAAGGCUUCACAGACAUUGACCUUGAUACGCUGGUUGCUGUGUUGGAGAGGGACACUUUAGGCGUGCGCGAGGUGCGUUUGUUUGGAGCUGCAGUGCGUUGGGCGGAGGCGGAGGCCCACAGGCAGCAGCUGCAGCCCACCCCAGAGAACAAGCGCAAAGUGCUGGGCAAAGCCCUCACACUCAUCCGCUUCCCUCUCAUGACCAUUGAAGAAUUUGCUGCAGGCCCAGCCCAGUCCAGCAUACUAACUGACAGAGAGGUGGUGAGUCUUUUCCUCCACUUCACAGUGAACCCUAAACCGCGUGUAGACUUCAUCGAUCGGCCUCGCUGCUGCCUCCGAGGGAAGGAGUGCAGCAUCACGCGGUUUGGACAGGUGGAGAGUCGCUGGGGCUACAGUGGGACAAGUGACCGCAUACGGUUCUCAGUAAACAGAAGGAUAUUUGUGGUUGGAUUCGGCCUGUACGGCUCUAUACACGGACCGACGGACUACCAAGUCAACAUUCAGAUUAUUCACACAGACAGUAACACUGUACUGGGCCAGAAUGAAACAGGUUUCAGCUGCGACGGGUCGGCCAACACCUUCCGAGUCAUGUUCAAAGAACCAGUGGAGAUACUGCCCAAUGUUAACUACACUGCCUGUGCUACACUCAAGGGCCCGGACUCUCAUUAUGGGACUAAGGGAAUGCGAAAGAUAACACAUGAGUCAUCAACAACCGGCACCAAGACCUGCUUCACCUUCUGCUACGCGGCGGGUAACAACAAUGGCACUUCUGUAGAGGACGGACAGAUUCCCGAGGUCAUCUUCUACACAUAGUCAACUUCAACUUUUGUGGUGAUGUUCCAUCAAAUGUGACAGCCUGGAAGCAGUGCCGUAGGGAUGGGUGGGGGGGAGGUCUGUGGCUCGGGGCUCGUGUCAUAAUACUGUCCCCUCCAUAUGGUACAGUACUGUUGGCCACAUUGGAAGACAAAUACCUAUGAGGCGAUGGGUCACAAUAAUUUGUGUAGUUUGUCCUUUGAGAUGCACUCUCUUUUGAUCUUUCUGAAAAUGAUGACUGUCAAUGACUCCACAGCGGACCAAAAUUAAAAUAAGGCGUAUCUGCUGAUAUUAUUGGCAUUCGUAGAUAUCGCUGCUGUGGGUUGCCAACAAACAGCUUGACACUGAAUGUUACCCAAGCUAGUCAGACCAGCAUUUCACAACUACAUGGCAGCAGGUACUCGUCACAUCCAUCUGCACAUUUUAAAGGCUUUAUGGAUUCUUGCCAUAUUCAAACCAAACUUAUUAACUAUAACAGUACCACAUAAUAAGCAAGUUUUAGUUACUUCAGUACAAACUGUUUGCUCUUGUAGCUUUGCUUGUUGGUUGCCUAUAUCCAAAAGACCUUUCUUGGCCUUUGCAUUUUGGGUUGUUUCACGGAUGCACAUUAACUCUUCUCAUAUCUUUUUUUUUUUUUUUUCCUUUCCUUUUAACUUUGUUGUAAAUAUGUGGGCCCAGGGCGGUGUUGACGUUUAAUUGUUGUACAAACCUCAACUCCCACAAAUUUGCUCUGUAUAAUGUCAGUUAAAGAGAUUGAUUUGUAUUCCCCACCCCCCACCCACACAUCCAUCCUACAUUCAGUAGACGAAAGUGCAAACAUGAACAACAUAUUUAAAGUUCCACCUGCUUUGGUAAAACCGAAUGCCUUCAGAAAUUGAUCCCUGCAUCACAUCAAUAAAAUAAUAAUCAUUGAGGGAAUACUUUAAAGAAGCAAUAUAUCUGACAUGAUAGUUUGUCAUUGAAACAAAAUGCUGUGAUGUUAAGAUGGUGUGCUAGAACCCUGCUUUGAUAUCAGCUCAUUAAACAUUUUUGCAAAAGGUA
This is a messenger RNA of Phyllopteryx taeniolatus (common seadragon), 2819 nucleotides long. RefSeq names its product BTB/POZ domain-containing protein 2-like. Gene Ontology annotation, cellular component: P-body; cytosol. The record is from RefSeq and is a predicted model, not a curated record. NCBI's taxonomy places the organism in Eukaryota, Metazoa, Chordata, Actinopteri, Syngnathiformes, Syngnathidae. The coding region runs from base 84 to 1778 and encodes 564 amino acids. Gene Ontology annotation, molecular function: protein binding. Gene Ontology annotation, biological process: neurogenesis. The transcript is spliced from 10 exons.